Molecule: messenger RNA, 906 nt
Organism: Cynara cardunculus var. scolymus (artichoke)
Lineage: Eukaryota; Viridiplantae; Streptophyta; Magnoliopsida; Asterales; Asteraceae
Product: HVA22-like protein a
Exons: 5
Coding region: 168-695 (175 amino acids)
Source: RefSeq, a predicted model, not a curated record
CAUUUAACAGUAAUUCGUAAAUGAUUGGUAAAAUAAACCAUUUACAAAUUUAACCCUGAACUGAACAAGGUUGGAUCCAGUUUCAGAAGGCGGUGUCUGUCUCAAUCUCUCUCUCCUCCUUCACCGACUCAAUCUUCUCUCCCAAUCUAUCAAUAAUUUCAUUCAGAAUGGGCCGAUCUGGAGCUGCAGCUGGAGAUUUGUUGCUUCUCAUCGCUCAAAACUUUGAUGUACUUGCCGGGCCUGUAGUUAGUUUGGCUUAUCCUCUAUAUGCUUCCAUUAGAGCAAUUGAGACUAAAUCUGUUGCUGAUGAUCAACAAUGGCUUACGUAUUGGGUCUUGUAUUCUAUGAUUACUCUUUUUGAGCUCACCUUCGCCAAGCUUAUUGAAUGGAUCCCGUUCUGGUCUUAUGCAAAGCUGAUUGUGACCUGCUGGUUGGUUAUUCCACAUUUUAGUGGUGCUGCGUAUGUAUAUGAGCAUUACGUUCGACCUUUCUACACAGGGAAACAGACCAUUAACAUCUGGUAUGUCCCAAGCAAGAAAGACGUUUUCAGCACGCAGGAUGACAUCCUAGUUGCUGCAGAGAAAUACAUUCAAGAAAAUGGCCCAGAUGCUUUUCAGGAAAUUAUUCAACGUUCCGAUAGUGAAGUCAAGUAUCGAGGUAGCAGUUUCAUCUCUGAAAACGACUAUGUAUAUUGAGGUUAGUGUGUGGAUCAUGCUGUUCCCUGUUCGCUUCUGGUAAGUGUAGAUCGGUGUAUAGAUUAGCAUAGCGGUGUUGUGUCCACAAAACUGUGUUUCUUUCGGCUUUUAGGUUUUGCGAAUUUAGUUUCUGUUUGUGUCUAAAAUUCUCCCUGUAAAUUGGGUGUCUUUGCAUGUGUACCGUUCAAUAAUGUGCCAUUUCCGUUCCUUG